Molecule: messenger RNA, 282 nt
Organism: Acaulospora colombiana
Lineage: Eukaryota; Fungi; Glomeromycota; Glomeromycetes; Diversisporales; Acaulosporaceae
Source: the annotation of a GenBank genome assembly
AUGGGCGGUCAGUCAAAUUAUGGUACGGCCAGUACAAGACCCGGUGAGAACUUAUGGGACAUGGGAUGGAAGCAGAAUUGGAGGAACGUGAUGGGAAACAAAUGCGAGUACGCGGCAAUAGAAUUGUUGUUGAAUGGGCAAAGAAUGGUGGCAAAAAACCUGCUGAAAAUCAAUGUUUCAAAUGUGGCAGAGAAGGUCACUGGGCAAAGGAUUGUCGCUCUUAUCGUAAAGAACGACGUAGGAGUAGGAGUCCAAGAAGAAGCCGAAGUCACUUUUCUAUGA